CCCGGUUGAAAAGCAAACGGGUGCAGUCGUGCCCGACACGCGAGUGACAAUAAAAGUUUAACUGUCAGUUUGACAGCGCGCCAAAAUUGUGACAUUUGAAUCUGUGAUAAUUAAGAAGAUUUUUCAGUUUGGAAAAGUGAUGCCGAAGCCACGCGAGAUCAUAAGCAGAGAAAGUUUAUUUUUAUAAUAAUAGCGGACCCACAUGCGCGAAACUAAAGCAGCCAUAUGUCAAUUUACUACCUCUACUUAGAUAUUACUGAACUUAGAGGCAAUUGAACCUUAACAAAAUGGCCGACUAUGACAUCAUACCUUGCUACGAUGAUGACGAACUAUUCCAAGACAAAAAUGACAAUGUAACAGAUUUACAUGCUUAUUAUAUGUCUCAAUUUAAUCUAGAAUUAGAAAAUGGUAAAAAAAGUAAAGACAAUUUCAAAUAUGGCGUCGAAGAAAGCUUCGAUUUCGAAGUUCUUGAUAGUUGGAAUGAUCAAGGAAAUAAACCAGAUUUUGAAAUUAUAGAUGAAGUUCUAGAUAGUAACAUGAACGAUCAAAAUAUAAAAGAGGUUCUCUUAGAUUUAGAUAGCAUUGAAUUUGACGAAAACUAUCAACAAGAAACAUCAGAGAAGAAUAAGGAGAUAGAAAGUAAUUCAAACAAUGAAUACAUAGAUGAUGAAUCUCUAAUAGACGAAUUAUGCAGAGAGGAAGGCGAGACAUGUAUAUCACCUGAAGAUUUCAAUGAAGAUUAUCUAAAUACGAUAACCAAUGAUAAUCUUCUACCGUCUAUAGAAACGGCUUUUUCGAAACGUUACUGCAAUUUCAAUAACGCAGAUGAAUUCAAUCAAGGGUACAAUGAAAUUACACAAGUACAGACAAAUAUACCUAUAGUACAUAGUUUAGCGCAGUAUAGCUAUCCAAAUAAUCUCAUAUACAAUUUAGAAAAUGAGAAAAAAUACAUCUUACCAGAUACGCCGACAAGUUGCAAUGAAUUUAGUUUUGAUAGAACAGAGAGAAAAGCGUCUAUUUGCGAUUCCAUUGAAAGCGAUGUUCAAAGUUCAUGUUAUUAUGAUGAAAAUUCGGAAAACUUCGAUGAAGAUGAAUUAUUUAUUAAUUUGGAUGAUUUUGGUAUUAAUUUUGAAAAAGAUAACGAAGUUGUAAUACCGAACAAAAAUGUAAUAGACAAUAGAAUUAAUAAUAGAAGUGAGAGAAAGGACAAGGAAAGGACACAAGGUGAAAGGAUUUGUUUAUGGGAGAACUGCUUGGAGAGAUAUCCUAACCAAAACACAUUGGUGGAACAUAUUGAAAGAGCCCAUGUUAACACGUAUAAAGGCGAUGAAUUCAGUUGUUUAUGGCGGGAAUGUGCACGCGCCCGUCGGCCAUUUAACGCACGUUACAAACUACUCAUACAUAUGCGCGUACAUUCAGGACAUAAACCUAAUCGAUGCCAUCAUCCCGGUUGCGGUAAAGCAUUCUCCCGCUUGGAGAAUUUGAAGAUCCACGUGCGUUCCCACACAGGCGAGAGGCCGUACGCUUGCCCCGCACCGCACUGCAGGAAGGCUUUCUCCAACUCUUCAGAUAGAGCCAAACAUCAGAGGACGCACUUCAAUGCUAGACCUUACGCCUGCGGUGCCGCCGGCUGCGGCAAGAGAUAUACGGACCCGUCAUCUCUUCGUAAGCACGUGAAGUCUCACCCUCACGUGACCAGCGUGCCCCGUACUUGUAUCCCCCCUUCAAGGCCCCUUCGCAGACCGGAACACGAGCAGAUGGUUCCCAGCUCACCAGCUAAACUAACCACGCUCAGAUGUAUCAGGGACAAGCUCACAGUACCAAAGUUGCAGAAACUUUAACACUUUCAGUGCUGACUCGAACGGGGUAGUUUAACAUUGAGCGCCCUCGGCGAGAUUUCUUCAGCGCCAACUUUUAUUACGUCAUUUUAAUAUAGAACGAUGCAAUUU
Molecule: messenger RNA, 1949 nt
Organism: Papilio machaon (common yellow swallowtail)
Lineage: Eukaryota; Metazoa; Arthropoda; Insecta; Lepidoptera; Papilionidae
Product: transcriptional activator cubitus interruptus
Exons: 6
Coding region: 288-1841 (517 amino acids)
Biological process (GO): regulation of transcription by RNA polymerase II
Cellular component (GO): nucleus
Molecular function (GO): DNA-binding transcription factor activity, RNA polymerase II-specific; RNA polymerase II cis-regulatory region sequence-specific DNA binding
Source: RefSeq, a predicted model, not a curated record